Molecule: messenger RNA, 3911 nt
Organism: Diprion similis
Lineage: Eukaryota; Metazoa; Arthropoda; Insecta; Hymenoptera; Diprionidae
Product: adenylate cyclase type 6
Exons: 19
Coding region: 73-3771 (1232 amino acids)
Biological process (GO): intracellular signal transduction; adenylate cyclase-activating G protein-coupled receptor signaling pathway; adenylate cyclase-inhibiting G protein-coupled receptor signaling pathway
Cellular component (GO): plasma membrane
Molecular function (GO): adenylate cyclase activity
Source: RefSeq, a predicted model, not a curated record
AAAAAAAACGCCAUGGAGUAGCGAACGAGAAUUUUAGAGGCCAGCGGCGGCUUCUGCGGGUUGGAUUUGAAGAUGGAUAAAGUUGGAGCAGAUUUUCCGAAGCGAGAAUGGACCAAGAGAUUGAGUCUUCGGGGCAGCCGAAGAAGCCAUCAGGGCGAGCUUCAGGGCUCCGUUGGACACGGAAGGACCGGAGGAGGUGGUUCCAAGACCACGAGGAGAUGGACCAGCCUUCGGCAGCACGUGACGCACGGCGCCAUGUCCGAUGGUUCCAAACCAGCCAUCGAGCUGCUUCUCGACCCUCCUCAACAGUCGAGACCAGGAACACCCGGCUCUCAGCCACACUCGCCAAACACACCAAGGACGCCUCACACUCCGGUGCGGAAGUCCAAUUGGGAGGUCAUAGAACACUUCACUGGAGCACCAAGGCCUUCCAUCGUCACGGUUGGACGAGGAUCGGAAGUCGGAGUUGGGCUUUCGAGUGACAGAGACGCGAUUAUGGAGGCGGCUGUCAACGCCGGGAUGACACGAAGAAGGCCUCGAUGUGGCUUCAGUCGUUUUCUCAGCGCUCUGUGUGCCUCGCAUCGAUUCAGGAACCUCCAGGUCGAGAUGUUGUACCAGCGCUACUUCCUCCGGAUGAACCAAAGCAACAUGACCCACGUUUUGGGCCUUCUUUCGGGCCUUGCUGUCGCCUUGGGUUUCCUCCUGGGCCUCAGUCUGACUUUCACCUCGUCCGAUCCCUUCGUAGACCUCGUACAAAAGCCCCAACAUCUCACCUUGGCUCUGACGCUAAUAGCGUGUCUCGCCGUCUACGCAGGACUCGUCGCGGCCAUUUCGAGGCCAGGAAUGAACGAGGUUUGGCUCGCCGGCAUCAGCGCCGCCGUCCUGGCCACCCUUCUCGCCCUCCAGGUGGCCUUGGGCUUGCACCUCGCCUACCCCAAGGGAUCGGUCGACUCGGAGGCCAUAGAGGGUACCUACAGCCUGGGUGGCCCUCUGGCCAUCGCCUGGGCAGCCUGCUUCUUCAUUUACAUGGCCUACGCACUUUUGCCGAUAAGACUGAGGCACGCCUGCAUCGCCGGCAUACUUUUUUCCCUCGCUCAUUUGAUCAGCGUGCUUCUGAUGUAUCGACACGAUUAUCCGGCCUUCGUUUCUCAGCUUUUAAGCUCUCUGGUUGUGGUCGGCGGGACGAACGUGGCCGGAGCGCUGACUCAUCAUCCACGGGAAUUGGCCCAGAGACAAGCCUUCCUUGAGACGCGACAGUGCGUCGAGGCUCGGCUUACGACGCAGAGGGAAAACCAACAGCAGGAGCGACUGCUGCUCAGCGUUUUGCCGCGCCACGUGGCGAUGGAAAUGAAGGCUGACAUAGCUGGGAAACCUAAGGACACCAUGUUUCAUAAAAUUUACAUACAGAGGCACGAGAACGUGAGCAUACUAUUCGCUGAUAUUUGCGGUUUCACAUCGCUGUCAGACCAAUGCACUGCUGAGGAAUUGGUGCGACUUUUGAACGAGCUUUUUGCUAGAUUCGAUAGACUCGCGGCCGAGCAUCACUGCCUAAGGAUUAAGCUCCUGGGUGACUGUUACUACUGCGUUUCAGGCCUGCCUGAACCACGACCAGAUCAUGCUCACUGCUGCGUUGAAAUGGGCCUGGACAUGAUCGACGCCAUUACGCUGGUGAGGGAGGUAAUGGCCGUCAACGUCAACAUGAGGGUUGGCAUCCAUACCGGAAGGGUACACUGCGGGGUCUUGGGACUUCGAAAGUGGCAGUUCGACGUAUGGAGUAACGACGUGACUCUGGCGAAUUACAUGGAGAGUGGCGGUAUACCCGGACGUGUACACAUCACCAAAGAGACUCUGGCCUGCCUCGAAGGUGACUACGAGGUCGAGGAAGGUCACGGUGGCGAAAGAAACACCUACCUCAGAGAGCACAACAUUCAGACAUACCUGAUCGUGCCUGGGGAUACUUUUCGUGACAAUAUGGCGCCAGGAUCGGGACUCAGGAAAGGUUUUUCAGUGAACGGCAACGUUUCCAAGGAAAUGAGGGUCAUGGGUCACGGUUCUCAGCACGGCAAGCAGACCAAAUUGGGCUUCGGUGAUACCGUUGAGUGCGAAAAAGACCCCGACGACGAGGUUAACGAGUACCUGAUGAGGGCCAUUGACGCCAGAAGCAUAGACAGACUAAGAGCAGAGCACUGCACCCCGUUUAUACUGACAUUCCGACGGCCAGACAUCGAGGAGAAGUAUUCCAGAGAGAGAGACAGGAUGUUGUCAGCCUACUUCCUUUGCUCCGCAUUUGUCUAUCUAAUCGUCGUAGCAGCGAUCGCCAUCACUUUAAAGGGGAGCAUUAGUUUCUAUGUUUCGAGCUUGUUUGGCGGCCUCGUCAUCUUCCUCGUGAACGGAAUUCUACUCGCCGAAAAGAACGAGGUAGUACCGCACUGGGUGAGAAGCAUUUCUGUCCACAUCUACGAGAAGCGUAUAGUGGCCCAAAGCAUUGCUUCCAUCGUGGUCUUCCUCACUUUCACAACGGUAUUGUCACCCUUGAUCAAUCUCCAGGGGCAGGAGGAGUGCAAUAACGCGACGAGCACCACGUCGUCAGAAAUACUGGACAACUCGACGGUGAUGGAGAGCAUAUCGAGCGUCUCCACGACCUGCUACUACGUUCUCUUCGCCGACCUAUUUCCGGUCCUCGUCAUGCUGGUCAUGGUCACCUGCGCCGUCUACCAGAUCCUCACAUCCGUCUUCAAGGUUGCUGUGCUGAGUGUCGUCGUCGCGUGCUACCUCGCCGUCAGCAUUUAUCAGGCCUCGACGGAGCUGGACUCGGAACCCAGAGGACGUUGGUUGGCCGGUGUUCUGGUGGUUUCCUUCAUGGCGGCGCUGGUCGCCCACUCCCAGCACACCGAGGCUACCUACAGGCUAGACUUUUUGUGGAAGCUCCAGGCGACGGAGGAGAAGGAGGACAUGGAGCACCUCAAGGCCUACAACCAGAAACUGCUGGCCAACAUACUUCCCGAACAUGUUGCCGAGCAUUUUCUCUACACUGUUAAUUCCGACGAACUCUACCACGAGCAGUGCGCCUUUGUCUGCAUAAUGUUCGCAUCGAUACCGAAUUUCUCCGAAUUCUACAUCGAACUCGAGGCGAAUAACGAGGGGGUCGAAUGUCUUCGGCUACUCAACGAGAUCAUUGCCGAUUUUGACGAAAUACUUGCCGAGGACGACUUCAAGUACAUUGAGAAGAUCAAGAGCACCGGGGCCACGUACAUGGCAGCGUCUGGACUUACGAAGAGCACCUGCGACAUGCAGGACUACAGGCACAUAACGGCGAUGGCCGACUACGCGUUAAGGAUUCGCGACCAGUUGUCGUACGUGAAUGAGCACAGUUUCAACAACUUUCGCAUGCGGGUUGGAAUCAACAUCGGACCGGUAGUCGCGGGUGUCAUCGGAGCCCGUAAGCCGCAGUACGACAUAUGGGGGAACGCGGUGAACGUCGCCUCGCGAAUGGACUCGACGGGGGUUUUGGACGGCAUCCAGGUGACGCAGGAGGUCCGCGAUAUCCUCCACCAAAAGGGUUACCCGCUCACCUGCAGGGGGAGUAUUCAGGUCAAGGGGAAGGGGAGCAUGGUUACGUACUUCCUCGACGGACCGAGGAGCGAGGACAGCAACUCCGCAUUCUCCAAGGCGAACCAAAACUCGGUCAAAUCUCUCAAACGGACGAAUUCUAACAAUAAUUCGGGGGUUGUCGAGCGAAUCCCGUCGAGAAAUGGCGUCGUGGCGCUUUAGGGUAGUUUGAGAGGUUUUGGGCCUUUUGCAAGACGACUUUUAUCGAGGUUUGGUACAUACGAAUGGGCAGACUACCACUAAAUCGAACGCUAAAGUUUAGUGGAGAAAAGUCUGUUAGAAGAAUCUCGCUAACAAUCAAU